This is a messenger RNA of Hippoglossus stenolepis (Pacific halibut), 2932 nucleotides long. It is a transcript of the gene ccdc120a, whose product is annotated as coiled-coil domain containing 120a. Lineage: Eukaryota; Metazoa; Chordata; Actinopteri; Pleuronectiformes; Pleuronectidae. Bases 441 to 2279 code for a protein of 612 amino acids. The record is from RefSeq and is a predicted model, not a curated record. The transcript is spliced from 11 exons.
GCGCGCUCACAACAGCACGCGGCGGACACGCGCCUCGUGGUGCUGAUGGAGCUGGGUUCAGUGUGAACAGACCGGAAGCUGAGGAGGAGGAACGAUCCAUCAUCUGAUCGCAUCAUCGAUCAGUGAUCGAUCAGCGGAUCAGUCCGUUGGAUCGUGGACGUAAUCAAUCAGUGAGGUCAUCGAUCACACCUGCCGAGACAUGCGCGCGCUGCAGUGGCGGGUCUGAAUCAGGAUGAUGUGACGGAGGGGUCGCAGGUUCGAUUCCGGCGGAGGGAGGCGACCGAGGUCAGACGACUUUUUAACUCCAUCUAUAGGAAAGCCAAUGGACUGCAUCUGCAUCGCUGUUAGCAGCUAACAGCAUCUAACCAGCUAAGCAGUGUAACCUAACAGAUACCAGUCAGUUACAGUCAGUGACCAGCAGGUGGUGCUGAAGCUGUUGCAUGGCCACAGGAGUGAACUACUGGAGCUCAUAUGAACCUGGUUACAAGGUGAGAGAGUGUGUGUGGGGGGGAGAGCAGGAGUCGAGCAGCGAGGACGGAGGAGGAGAGGUUACAUGGGAAACAGCCGCCAUGGAAGUCAAGGGUCAAAUCAUUACAACACCUGACCCUCUGACUUGUCCCGACAAGAAGCAGAGGGAGCGAAUGACAGAGCUGCAGGAGAGGAGGCGGAGCCUGCAGGCGCUGCUGAGGACACGAUUGGCUGAGCUCAGACGCAUCUGUCUGCAGGAGGCGGAGCUGACAGGUGCGGUGCCCAGUGACUUCCCCCUGGAGGCGGGAGAGAAGCCCCCCUGUGUCCGACGAAGGGGGGGGGUGUCUCGCCAAGGAAACAGGAAGUAUAGAGCAGAGGAGGAAGACUCUCAGCGUUCGAAGCCGAAGAAAACUUUAUUCAGUGCAGCUCUGAGGAAACACAGUGACUCUGAACACAACACGCACACACAAACACACACACACCAUGGCAAGAGGACUGUGCAUAGAGGCUGCCACACAGAUGACACAGUGAGGUCAGAGAGCAGCUCGACAUCAGACUCAACAGGACAUGACAAUGAAGACAGCGUGUCUCAGUGUCGCCCCCCGCUGGUCUCUGCUGCUUCUCCUGUGGAGGUUUUCUACCACAACAAAACCAGAAGGAACUCGCUGCACAUCAGGAUCGACCAUCCAGAGACUCCUCAGACCCACAAGCCCCUCCCCCUGCUGCCCAUCCCCCCUCCCCCUCUAUCACAGGACUCCUCCUCUCGCCCUUUUGACCCAGUAGCAGCAGGUGAGGGCGGGGUCAGGGUGAACGCAGCUCGUCGCUGCAGUAGCUCAGACGGCCUCCUGGGCCGUGUCACCCCCCCAGAGGAGGAGGGGGGUGCACAGCAUGGAGGACUGAGGGUCAAUGACGUGCCAGUGUCCAAGGGAACAAACGUCUCUGGAGUGUUCAGGAGCUCCGAGUUGCUGAUGGACGGACGAACAAGGAUAAAUAACAGACCCGCUGAGGGAGGGGCAGGGGGAGGAAGAGGAGGAAGAGGAGGGGGAUACAGCGAGGUCCUGCUGGAUUACGUCUGGGGGAAACAACAGCAGCUGCAGCGACAGCAGUCCCACACCAAUAACAGGCAGCCAAUCACAUCCCAGCACCAGCUGCUCUACAAUGGCUUCUCCUCCCAGCAACCCCCAGGUGCCCCGCCCACCUUCCGUAGUCACUAUGGCGACCAACGACAAGUCAAAGUGACCCGCACUAAAUCCUGUGGCCCUUUCCUCCCGGUGCAGCAGACCGAUACUCCUAAUCCUCCUCUGUCCACCAUUCAGCCUGACCCCCACCCCCACCUGCUACCUCCCCGACCCACACAGCUGCCCCCCACCCAGGAUUCCCAGCUGGAGGAGGCCACCAGGAGCCUCCACAAGGCCCUCGCCCUAGAAGGUCUGAGGGACUGGUACCUGAGGAACACGCUAGGCUCAAUCCACCAAAACCAAAACCAAUCCAAUGGCAAGGCAAGCACAGGUGUCUCCACUAAGGUGAAUGGAGGGGUCAAAGGUCAGUCGGGUGUGGGUGGAGCUCUGCAGCGUAGACGAACGACUCAUGGUGUCAUCCAACAAUCGACCUAUCAGACGGAGACCAGUCAUCAUCAUGCUCUGUCGCAUCACAAGCAGACGCUGCCACAUUCAGCCACAUUCCACGGACACCCGCUCCACGGCAGGUCUGUGGACAACUCUCUCUACCAUGACUCCUUCUCACCUCAGAAACAGGAAGUUCCUCUCAGAGAUCUGUCUGUGGACCAGCCGUCUCCUGGGACCCUGGUCUGACUCACCGUCCAAUCAGAAGAACAGGAACAGACCAAUCCCACACAGACGUAUUGACCUGUGUCCAGGUGACUGAAUCAAACACCUGUGGAGGUCCUGGUCCUGGUGGAUGUUCUUUGUCUGCUAUAGAACCUCCUCCGGUUCUCCAGGACCUGCAGGUUCAAACAGUGUUUCAGGUUCCAGCUGCAGCGUGUCACAGGUUGAUGUUACUUCCCAGUUUACAUCUGGGAGAGACUCAACAGAACGACUGGAUAAACCACAAACAAAUCAGGUCAGACACAGACCUCCAGCCCAACUUGGGUCAACCCUUGGUCAAAGGUUAAUCUGGACUUACGUCAGCUGAUCCUCCUGUCAGCCAGGUUCAGUCGCUGCUUGGCUUUAAAUAACUGAUAUCAGGGAUGAAGAUGAACUUGAUGAAACUGUACCUGUAAACGUCAUGUGAUGACCCUCCAGGUCUGAUCCCCCUGAACUGAGGUUCAGGUUUACUUCUAAAGUUGUUUCUAACUUUUUCUAUGACGAUGUCCUCGUCUCUCAAGCUGUUUUCAGAUCUGCACUGACGCCUGGAUCUUCUCCUGCAGCCUCCUAGUAAAAUGUGUGUAACAUGUCAGAGUGAGUCCAUGUGAGGAGACAGCAGGACAAUGUGUGGAAGCUUCCCA